GUUACACACUUUAUUCCUUCCCUCAGUCUUCAGUAAAUCUCAAAAGUUUUAGAGAGAGAAAACAAAGUUUAGAGAGAGAACGAGAGACAGGGAUUGACUGCAAUAUACACCCACAAUCUUGGUCCCAAAACCCUCACGCGUGUUCCUGAGCCAGCCCCAUUACAGGUUUUCCUACCAAAUUCAAUGGAAAAGUUGUGUUUUACUUCUUCAUUCAUGGCCAUGGAUCCUUGGAGAUAAAAGUUGGGCUAAAAUCUGGGAAGAAUCAGUGUUUUUCAGUUCAUUCAUGUCUAUGGAUCCUUGGAGAUAGAAGGGAGUGCCAUGGAAGAGAAUCAAUGGAAUGUAAAGCUCAGAGACCAGCGAAGGCGCUCGAGAGGAGCUCUCGACCUGCGAAUCUUUUGCUUCACCAUCCUUUUAUCAUUGGGGGCCUUCCUCUUCCUGUUAUUCUCUCUCAUGGUAUUCAGAGAGUCUUUCCGGCCAAUUUUGAUUGUGCCUCGAAUUUCAUCCUCCUCAGCCAUGGCCAUGAGUGCCAGAGAUAGCAGAUCGAACAACAACGGAGGGUCUCAUCCUCCACUUAAGCUUUAUGAUCAAGUGGUUUUUCCAGAUCAUGUACUGCUGAUAAUUCACCAAAAUCGCGUCCCCACUCUGAACACGCAUCAACUCAGUUGCCUUUAUGAACACAAAUUAGAGGUCCCGUCUGAAAUACUGACCCUCCCUGUUCUCUCUAUUGACCGGGAUGAUGAAUCGAAUCUACAAAUAGCCAGAUGUCCCCUCCCCCCAACCAGUUACUCCCACCCUCGUCUCACUUCGAUGGCCAAUAAGCCAGAGGGGGAGAGGAGUGACGACGGCGAUGAAGAGAGAAGUGUCAAACUCUCAGAAGAGGUUUCCCCUCCUCAUUGGGAGACUCUGGUUUACGAAGCCAUGACUGAUGGAGAUUCAGUGGUUGUGUUUGCUAAAGGCUUGAAUCUCAGACCAGACAGGGCCUCUGAUCCCGCCCAAUUCCUCUGUGUUUUUGGCUGGAAUCUUAGUAAACCCAAGUUUAUCUUUACCACCAAAGCCAUCACAGCCGCUCAGGAGGUAAUCAGAUGCUCCCUUCCUCUAAGCAUUAAAACAAAGCCCUCCAAAUCAGAGGGAAUAACCGUUUCUAUUAAGACCCAAACCAGAGGCAUACUCGCCUCUGUUGCAAAGUUAAAGAACCAGAACAAACAUAGGAGAGAGAAACCAACCUAUAAGCACACCAUGUGUGUGUGCACCAUGUUAUGGAACCAAGCCCAAUUCCUCAAAGAAUGGAUCAUGUACCAUGCCGAAUUGGGAGUGAGUAGAUGGUUUAUAUAUGAUAACAAUAGCGAUGAUGGCAUAGAAGAGGUUCUUGGUCCUUUGCGUCAAGCCUACAAUGUGACCCGCCGUACCUGGCCAUGGCUCAAGACCCAAGAGGCCGGUUUCUCACAUUGUGCAGUGCAAGCCCAAAGAGAGUGCAAAUGGGUUGGUUUCAUGGAUGUUGAUGAGUUCUUCUACCUUCCAUCCACCUCUCACAGUGAAGGGCCUCCCCUAAUUGGGAUUUUGAAUGAACAGGCCAAAGAGGUGGGUGAAGUUCGUACAUCUUGCCACAGUUUUGGGCCUUCAGGCCAUAGGCGAGCCCCUUCAAAAGGGGUUACAGUGGGCUAUACGUGUCGACUUGGUAGCCCUGAGAGGCACAAGUCGAUAGUUAGGCCCCGGGCCUUGGACAGAGCCCUGAUCAAUGUGGUGCACCAUUUUCACCUGAAACCUGGGUUCGUCUUUGUGGACUUACCAAGAGGGGUUGCAGUGAUAAAUCACUACAAAUAUCAGGUCUGGGAUGUGUUUAAGGCCAAGUUUUAUAGGAGGGUUGCUACUUAUGUAGCAGAUUGGCACGAUAAGGAGAGAGAGGGUUCAAAGGACCGGGCUCCUGGGCUUGGGACCGAGGCAGUCGAGCCACCCAAUUGGGCUCAACAGUUUUGUGAGGUGCUUGAUACAGGGUUGAGGGAUUAUGUUAUGGGGAGGUUUAUGGAUACUGAGACCAGGUUGCUCCCAUGGGAGUGAACCUCUUGAUGUUGAAGGGGUUAUUUGAGAGAAGUUGGCAGUGAGUGUAGAUGAGAUCUGAGAAAUUUGAUGAUCGAUUGAUUGCUUCGAGUUGAUUUAAUGGUAGUUUGAGACUAUUGACGCUGAUGUUUGUCACUAUUUGAGAUUCUUAGCGAGACGGCAGUGAAAUCAAGAGAACAAGAGUCUUAAUGUGCAAAUCAGUUCUCAUUUUUUCUGCUAGGGAGUCUUCAUUAGCAAAUUAAUUCAGUGCCUAUGGGGGAGGAGAAACGGGUGAGGAUGGCCUGAACUUUUUCUUGGUUAUGGAUGUUUGGUUCUAACAAUGGGUCUACUGCCUCUCUCAGGAUUUGUUGAAUGAACUAUGGUUUAUACUUCGUACACAAAGAUUCAUUGAGGUUGAGUUCCUAACAUUGUGUCUACUGUGUAUCUCAGGAUUUGUAAAAUGGAGGGUGGUUUGUACUUUGUAUACAAAGAUUCAUUGUUUUGCUGUACUUAUUUUUCAACAUUUAGUCUAUGAAACUUCCUAUAUUCAGAAUGAAAAGUUGCAUUUAUUUGGAA
Molecule: messenger RNA, 2610 nt
Organism: Amborella trichopoda
Lineage: Eukaryota; Viridiplantae; Streptophyta; Magnoliopsida; Amborellales; Amborellaceae
Product: glycosyltransferase family protein (DUF23)
Cellular component (GO): cytoplasm
Molecular function (GO): glycosyltransferase activity
Source: RefSeq, a predicted model, not a curated record